Tetrahymena thermophila SB210 is the source of this 975-nucleotide messenger RNA. RefSeq names its product transmembrane protein, putative. Lineage: Eukaryota; Ciliophora; Oligohymenophorea; Hymenostomatida; Tetrahymenidae. The record is from RefSeq and is a predicted model, not a curated record. The transcript has a single exon.
AUGCUCAGAUUUACAUCUAAUUUUGCUAAAAUAUGUAAGCAAGGAUAAGUUCAACCAAUUUCAUUCUUAAGAAGAUAAAAUCCUUCAUUUUAUUUUAGUGCUGAAAAGUAGAAGGAUGAUGCCAACUUAAAAAAUUAAUAAGUAUAAGUAGAUUCCUAAGAUAGGCUGAGUGUAUUUAGAAACAGUCUAAUUACUACAGGAAUUGCAGUUACUGCUACACAUUUUACUUCUAUUUCAACCUUAUUUCUAGGACCAAUUAUCCUCUUUCCUAUUGGAGGCUAUUAUACUUAUAAAUACUUGUACAAGCUUGAGCGUAAUAGCUUUUUCGAGUUUUUUUACUAAUUAAGAUAAAUGAAUGAUGCAAAAAGUAGUCCAGCUACUUUAAAAGUAAUAGAUUUCUUUGAGAAAGUUCUCAUAGAAAGAUUCGGAGAAGUCGAAAAGCUUGAUUAACAAAAAAAGAAGCAAACUUUAGCAAAGCUAGUUCUAAGUUUAGCUGCUUUUACUUCUAUUUUUCAUGUCCUUUAAUCAUAUUUGCUAGUUCUAUCAUCAGGAUUAUUUUUUUAUAGUGCUUAUUCACUAAGUAAAAGCUUCUUUAAAAAUUAAGAUGCUGUAGAUAAUGAUUUUACAUCACUUAAAUGGGCAAUUCUUAAAAUAGGUCUUCCAAACUAUCUCCUUAAUAUAGGUGUGGGAUUUGCCUCUUUUGUUGCUACUGGAAACAUGAAUUUUUUUUGUCCAGUUUCUUCCUUGUUUUUUACAGCUUUUUGGACUUGGGGCUUGUACAGAUUGAUUAAAGAAUCUGAUCUUUUCCAUGGAGGAUAAAAUAAAAUCCAUUAAGACAACAUAAAUCUAAGUAUUUCUCCAUUUUGUUAUGUCACUUAGCUCAUUGAUAUAUUUAUCUUGUUAAACACAAGAACAGUCAUUUACACUGCAAUUAAAGAAAACUAUAAAGAAUUAAGAAAGUUAUUAAACAUUUGA